Molecule: messenger RNA, 1272 nt
Organism: Strongylus vulgaris
Lineage: Eukaryota; Metazoa; Nematoda; Chromadorea; Rhabditida; Strongylidae
Source: the annotation of a GenBank genome assembly
AUGUUUACUCUUUUCUUCUUUGAAAGUGGUUUUCAGGAGUCUCCAAGCCAGUUUUCAACAUGGGAAAAUGCGUGGGAGCAUUAUGUGCCAGAUCGCCUUGACCCUCUUAUUCGAGACGUAAUCGCUGACCUUCACCUUAGAACUCCCACUCAAAUUCAGACGCAGUGUCUACAAGCGUUUCCAUCUCGCUACCACCUUUUUAUUGCAGCUGAAACGGGCUCAGGCAAGACAGUCGCUUAUGCUGCUCCCCUACUCAGUAAAUUAUUACAGAGUAAACGGAAGGGGAUCGCCGAGAAAGCUGUUGUUCUUUCCGUAACUGCGCCGCUGAAAGAGCAAACAUUUAAGACUCUUUCCAAGCUGGCAUCCAAAACUGAUUUGAGGAUUUCGAUGUGUUCAACAGACGCCUGCUGUUCGGAUGACUUCGACGUUCUUGUGGGUACUCCUGGUCUGGUGGAGCAAACUCUUCGGAGACGUGGAAUUUCAUCGGAUGUUAAGCAUAUAGUUUUGGAUGAAGCUGACAUGAUCCUUGAUGAAAGUUUUACCGAAGUUCUCACGGAGAUCUUUGCUUUGGUACCUGUCUCCAAUUCGGUCACGAACACACGUACCAAUCAAGAUGGUGCUGCUCGUGUCAUAUUUUGCUCUGCCUCCUGUUCUGAAGAGCUGGAGUGUCUUGCGGAUGGUGUAGUCGACCGUCAGCAUCUUCGCUACAUUAAAAGUCCCAAAUUGCAUUUCUUAUCCAGUAAUGUAGAACUGAAGUUUAUUCGAGUUAGGGAAAAAGACAAAAUAACGCGACUGAUAAGUUUGCUCUCAGACGACUUGAAACGAGGUGAACUUAACCAAACAAUGAUCUUCUGCAAGGACCGCGCAACAGCUUCCUUUGUUCAUCAUCAAUUGCAUACUUUUUCCCCCCAAUCCACCCUGUGGAAACCAAAUACGGCUUUCGACUCGACUUCGAGGAUUUUUGUUGCGACGGAUAUGGCAGCUAGAGGGAUCGAUCUUCCGCGACUCAGCCAUGUGAUCAACUAUGAUCUCUCGCGACACACUUUCGACUUCCUCCAUAGAAUAGGAAGGGUUGGUCGACUUAGCUCAUCCUUUCUUGGUAGAGUUACUUCAUUCGUACGCACACCCAGCGAAGUCCGGCUAACCAAUGUUAUCGAGUUGGCCGCUCGUCUUGGUCGACCGCUAUCACAAAUUGAAGCAGAUAUCUUUGCUCAAAGGCACAGAAUACAAGACAAGGACGAUCAGAGAUUAUUAUCUCAUUCGACGAUAUGA